AUGAGAUACACUCAGUACACCCUGGCGGCCACUCUGGUCGCUGGCGCCGCUGCGGCCGGCGGUCACCAGCACGGCCACCAGCAGUUUCACGCUCGCCAUGUCGCCCAUGUGGAGGAGCGCGACGCACCCGACGCUGUCACUGCUUGGGUAGCCGGUCCCACCGAGACCGUCUACGUCCUUGACGGCGAGCUGAUUGAGGCCGACGAGGCCAAGGACCGCAUCGACGGAGGUGAACUGACCAUCGUCGGCGAGUCGACCCCGACGUUCGUCCCUCCCCCGCCACCAGCGAAGCCAACAACCACCGCCGAGGCGCCUGAGCUUGGUGCCCAGUUCAUCGAGAAGGUCACCACCAGCUCCGAAGUCCCCGAGCCCGAGCCCGAGACGACCACCAGCUCUGCGGUCCCCACGACUUCCGCUGCGCCCCAGAAGUCGUCGACUCCCAAGCCCGUCACCGGCGGCGGUGUCGACACUCCGUUCCCCGAUGGUGAGAUCAAGUGCUCCCACUUCCCCUCCGACUAUGGUGCCGUCAGCCUUGACUGGCUCGGCUUCAACGGGUGGGCCGGUCUUCAGCAGGUUCCCGACUAUGUCUUGGGCUCAUUGAAGAGCAUCGUUGACAUCCACACUGGCAUUUCCGGAGACGACUGCGAGUCGGGCACCAUGUGCUCCUAUGCUUGCCCUCCCGGCUACCAGAAGAGCCAGUUCCCCGAGGCUCAGGGCAGCACCUUGGAGUCCAUUGGCGGACUCUACUGCGACAGCGAGGGCAUGCUCAGGCUGACCCACGAUCCCAACGGCGACGGCGAGUACCCUCUUUGCACGAAGGGUGAGGGUGGUGUCUUCAUCCAAAACGACCUCGAUGAGGUUGUCUCCACCUGCCGCACCGACUACCCCGGCACCGAGGGCAUGUACAUCCCUGCUAUUGCUGGCCCCGGCGACAAGGUCGAGCUUUGCAACCCCGACCAGAGCUACUACACCUGGGACAACAAGGGCACCUCUGCCCAGUACUACGUCAACCCCAAGGGCUUCGACAAGGAGGAGGCCUGCAUUUGGAAGAGCGACAAGUUCCCCGACAAGCUCGGCAACUGGGCUCCCGUGAUCGCUGGUGUCGGCUACACUGAUGAUGGCAACACAUUCCUCUCCAUCUUCCAGAACGCCCCAAUGAGCACGGCCAAGCUGGACUUCAACAUUGAGAUUGUCGGCGAUGUCAACUCCAAGUGCUCCUACAUCGACGGCAAGUGGACCGGCGGCAGCAACGGCUGCACGACUGCCUUCAAGAAGGGUGGCAAGGCCACCUUCCGUUACUUCUAA
Messenger RNA from Emericellopsis cladophorae, 1305 nucleotides. RefSeq lists its product as uncharacterized. Gene Ontology annotation, biological process: fungal-type cell wall organization. The coding region runs from base 1 to 1305 and encodes 434 amino acids. NCBI's taxonomy places the organism in Eukaryota, Fungi, Ascomycota, Sordariomycetes, Hypocreales, Bionectriaceae. The record is from RefSeq and is a predicted model, not a curated record. Gene Ontology annotation, cellular component: cell surface; fungal-type cell wall. The transcript is spliced from 2 exons.